AUGUUCAACCAAUUCCUACGUCAAUGGGGGAUCCUCCCGUCCACAAACUUCAACAUUCACUCCUGCCCCUCUCUCAGCGGCAAAACCGCCAUCAUUACCGGCGGCAGCGACGGUAUCGGUGCCGACAUCGUCAAACACCUUCUCCUCAACGACAUUGCGCAAGUCCUCGUCCUCGCCCGCAACGAGACAAAGUUCCAAAACAGCCUGACAAAAGUCUGGCGGCCCGCGCUGUCCGCCACCCCGGAGCGCAUCGACCGCGUCCGCUUCAUCCCCUGCGACACCGCCGACCUCGCCGCAAUCGACCGCACUGGAAAGGACAUCCUCUCAACCCUCACCCGCCUCGACUUCCUCUUCCUCAAUGCGGGGAGGUCGUUCGAUCCGGACUACCGCCUCUCGUAUGGCGUCGAUAUCACGUUCGCCACAAACCACAUGGGCCAUUUCCACCUCACGCAGUUGCUCACGCCGCUUCUGGUUGCAUCCGCACCUUCGCGUGUGAUUGUGACGUCAUCCUCACUCCAUAUGGUCGUCGCCAGUAAGUUCAGCUUCGAUGAGCUCGUGUCGCCGACGCCGCCUACGUCGCAGGGCCCUGCGUGGGACAGCUGGUACCGCUAUGGGCGCAGUAAGCUCGCGAAUAUAUUGUUCACGCGGGCGCUAGCGCAGCAUCUGCCGGAGGGGGUGGUGCCGAACUCGUUUUUCCCGGGAAGUGUGCCGACGGAGGCGAGCGCGGGGUGGAAGUAUCUUAUAGGGGAGUUUGGCGGUAGCAUGGUGACACUGUUGUUGAAGCUGGUGGGGCAGACGCCGGAGCAGGGGGCGGCGACGGCGAUGUAUUUGGCCGUGGGGGAUGUGGAAGAGGUUGGGAGGGGGAAUUAUUUUGUGCCCGUGGCGGUGAAGGAGAAGACUAGUUUGUUGGCGGCAGAUAAGGAAUGGGCGGAGGAGCUGUGGGUGUGGAGUGCGGAGAUGGUGGAGAGGGCCUUGAGCGCCGGUAAGGGCGAGGGUGCGAGUGGGAUCGAGGGUGCGGGUGCGAACGAGGGUGCGGGUGCGAACGAGGGUGCGGGUGCGAACGAGGGUGCGGGUGCGAACGAGGGUGCGGGUGCGAACGAGGGUGCGAGUGUGAACGAGGAUGCGAGUGUGAUCGAGGGUGCGAGUGUGAUCGAGGGUGCGAGUGUGAACGAGGGUGCGAGUGUGAGCGAGGGUGCGAGUGUGAAUAUUCCAAGUGAGUUGUUGGCACAUCCGGUGUGUCUUCCCCCUGCGUAG
This is a messenger RNA of Morchella sextelata, 1254 nucleotides long. RefSeq lists its product as uncharacterized. Bases 1 to 1254 code for a protein of 417 amino acids. The record is from RefSeq and is a predicted model, not a curated record. NCBI's taxonomy places the organism in Eukaryota, Fungi, Ascomycota, Pezizomycetes, Pezizales, Morchellaceae. The transcript has a single exon.